This is a messenger RNA of Electrophorus electricus (electric eel), 13808 nucleotides long. RefSeq names its product periaxin (gene prx). Gene Ontology annotation, biological process: regulation of RNA splicing. NCBI's taxonomy places the organism in Eukaryota, Metazoa, Chordata, Actinopteri, Gymnotiformes, Gymnotidae. Gene Ontology annotation, cellular component: cytoplasm; nucleus. The record is from RefSeq and is a predicted model, not a curated record. Gene Ontology annotation, molecular function: protein binding.
AGGGCAGAGAGCAAGAGUGUGUGUCAUUUGGGAUUUGACGCAGACUGAUUUAAUCUUAUUUCAAUUGCUGGGGGAAGCAUUGAACAAGAGGCUGGCAUAUAGCAGCCUGACCCUUCUCAGCAUUCAGAAGAAGGAAAAAGAAAAAAAAAAGGCUUUUCUUAAAUUAGUCAGUCAGAGAAUUGGAAGAUGUUUAUGAAAAUCCACAGGCCAAAGAUCCAGUUGUACAACACAAAAGACAGUGCCCCCAGUCAGAUAGGCCUCCUCUGUCCCCCGGCUUAGCCUGAAUUACUGCAUCUCUGUAGAUAAAUAGGACAGCCCAAAAAGAGCCGUUCAGAAAGAGAAACCAUGCAGAACUAAGGCAAGUUGUCAGUUAAAAGAGAAGCCAGAUAGCAGAUAGUCACUUAGCUAUUACAGUCGUGGAUCCUCCAGAGAAGAAGAGUGAAUCUGUGCAGAUGGAAAAAAAUAAAGAAUCAGAAUUAAUGGAGGUUGUGAUGGAGACAAAGGCUGAGGCAGGAGCCAGUGGAUACAGUGUGGUGGGUGGAGGGGAAAGGGGUAUCUUCAUUAAAGAAGUCCUCAAAGACUCCCCUGCAGCAAAACAGCUAAGCCUCCAAAAAGGAGAUCAGUUGCUUAGUGCAAGGGUGUAUUUUGAUAAUGUGAAGUAUGAAGAUGCACUGAAGAUCCUUCAAUGUGCAGAACCUUACAAAGUGUCAUUCUUCUUGAAGAGGACUGUAUUUCAAAUUGAUGACAGUGCUAGUCAAGGUGCAUCAAAUGUUGAACUAAAAGGACCUACAGCAAAGAUACAAAGAAUGAGUGUAAAAAGUGUCAAGCCAUUUAAAGUCAAAAAGAAAAGAGGAGGGAGAUUUGGACUGAAAAGACUGAAAGAGAACAAGAGAGCCAGAGAUACAAUAGAAUUGGACAUUGAAAGCUCACCAGCUACACAUGACAUAAAUCCUGCUGAUUUGGAGUUUGCAUUUCCAAAGUUUAAGCUGAGUAAACAUGAGAAAGCUUUUGCAGAGGAAUUGGGAGAACUAGAAGUGAUCACCAGUGGCAUGAAAAAAAGGAAACUCAGAUUUCCAAGGACAAAAGCAAAAUCUGCUGCAGGAUGUGCGGAAGUGGUUUCUGCAGAUAUUUCGACACCAAGAGGAGAGAAAGAAAUGUCUGGGGCAAAGAUUAAAGUCAAAGAAAAAAGCCCAAAGUUUGCAUUAAAGUUUCCUCAGCACAAAAAAUCAAAAGUUCCAUCAUUAGAAGAUAUUGUGCCAUUAAAAAAUGCUGAUGCCAAAUUUAGACCUCCUUCAGUGGAAUUUGAUUUCAUUAUGCCACAAAGCAAAAAUGAAGUUAGUGUACCUAACACUAAAGUAGACAUCAAAAGUAAAGUAGAAGAAACUAAAGUGAAAACACCUAAGACAGACUUAGAUAGCAUGGAUAGCAAGAUGAAAAUGCCAAAUAUCAAAGUGCCAAAAUUAAAACUCUCCUGUCACUCAAAUCCAGUUAAUGGAGAUGCAAUCACAAAAAAGGAAGCAUCUGAGAAAGCAAAAUUAAAGACGCCAACAGUUGAUAUUGCUGCACAAAAUAUAGAUGUGGACGUGCAUAUCCCAAUGACUACAGAAAGUCCUGAAGUCAAGGAUGCUGAAACAAUUGAUCCAAAUGUGAAAUUAAUGAUGUUUAGCAUGUCAGAAGUUGAUAGAUCACUACCAAAACUAAGUCUAGAUGCAAAAGGGAAAGCUGGAGAUGAGAAAGAUGGAUCCAUGGAUAAACAGACAGGGAUUGCCCUCCCAAAAAUUGACAUUUCAAUAUCCAGUACUGAAAUAUCAGAUUUGAGCAUUAGUGGUCCAUCAAUUGUACCAAAGAAAACUAAAAAAGAUAUUGCUGAUGUGGGACUUACAACUACUGGAGAAAAAGUUGAACCCCCCAAAUUAGAUGUCUCCCUUCCAAAAGUAACCUCUCCUGAAGACAAAGUCAUUGUUGAAGGAUCUGGAAUCAAAGGUGGGGAAUUUCACAUACCAUCAACUCAACUAUCAUUGCAAAAGGAAAAGCUUAAGGGAGAUGUUUCUGUUGAGGCUGAGGUUAAAAAGGGAGGCAACUUUAAGUUGUCUCACCCAGAUAUUUCACUUCUGAAAGUGAAAUUACCAGAAGGAGAAAUGGAAGUCAAAGGAAGAAAACACCAAAUGCCAUCAUUUGAUCCAUCAUUGCCAAAAGGACAAGCUGAAGAAGUAAUUAAUAUUGAAGGACAUUCUGGAAAAGGAAGAAAGAUUGAAAUGCCCAAAUUUGACAUGUCUUUAACUGAAAAGAAAAUGGCAGAAAGUGAAAUCAGUAUUGAGGAACUUGAGGUCAAAGGGGGCAAGAUUGACAUGCCCGAUAUUGACAACAUAUUGCCAAAAGGAAAAGCAAAGUGUAGUGCUGACCUUGAAGUUGACAGUAGUAAAGGCGGAAAGUUUCAUUUGCCUGAUGUGGAUCUUUCCUUACCAAAAAUGAAAUCUCCAGACAUACACCUAAAUGUUGCAGGGCCUAAAGGUCCAAAAAUCAGUAUGCCAUCUAUAGACCUUUCUCUACCUCAAGGAAAAGUGGAUGGAGAUGUUUAUGUUGAUGGACAAUCUGGGAAAGGGAAAAAGUUUGAAAUGCCCAAGAUUGAUUUGUCUCUGCCCAAGUUAAAGUCACCUGAAGUUGACAUUUCCCCACCAAAACUGAGUUUACCAGAGGGUCAGAUUAAUGUUGAAGGCCCUGAUGUCAAAAGUGGAAAAUUUAGUUUGCCAUCCUUUGACACAUCAUUACCAAAAGGACAGGCUGAAGGAGAAAUUCGCAUUGAAGGACAUUCUGGAAAAGGAGGAAAGAUCAAAAUGCCAAAGCUUGAUAUUUCUUUGCCCCAAUUAAAGUCACCUGGAGGUGAAAUCAGUGUGGAAGGUCCUGAGAUCAAAGGUGGCAAGUUUCACAUGCCCUCUGUUGAUCUCUCUCUACCAAAGCAUAUGACUGAAAGGGAUAUCAGCCUUGAAGGAGAAACUAAAAAGGGAGGCGAGUUUAAAAUGCCCAAAUUUGAUAUUUCUGUACCUCGAAUGAAAACGACAGGAGGUGAAAUCAGUAUUGAGGCACCUGAUAUCAAAGGGGGGAAGAUUGACAUACCAGAUAUUGACAUUUCAUUGUCAAAAGGAAAAGCAAAAUGCAGUGCUGACCUUGAAGUUGACGGUAGUAAAGGCGGAAAGUUUUGUUUGCCUGAUGUGGAUCUUUCCUUACCAAAAAUGAAAUCUCCAGACAUACACCUAAAUGUUGCAGGGCCUAAAGGUCCAAAAAUCAAUAUGCCAUCUAUAGACCUUUCUCUACCUCAAGGAAAAGUGGAUGGAGAUGUUUAUGUUGAUGGACAAUCUGGGAAAGGGAAAAAGUUUGAAAUGCCCAAGAUUGAUUUGUCUCUGCCCAAGUUAAAGUCAACUGAAGUUGACAUUUCCCCACCAAAACUGAGUUUGCCAGAGGGUCAGAUUAAUGUUGAAGGCCCUGAUGUCAAAAGUGGAAAAUUCAGCUUGCCAUCCUUUGACAUAUCAUUACCAAAAGGACAGGCUGAAGGAGAAAUUGGCAUUGAAGGACAUUCUGGAAAAAGAGGAAAGAUCAAAAUGCCAAAGCUUGAUAUUUCUUUGCCCCAAUUAAAGUCACCUGGAGGUGAAAUCAGUGUGGAAGGUCCUGAGAUCAAAGGUGGCAAGUUUCACAUGCCCUCUGUUGAUCUCUCUCUACCAAAGCAUAUGACUGAAAGGGAUAUCAGCCUUGAAGGAGAAACUAAAAAGGGAGGCGAGUUUAAAAGGCCCAAAUUUGAUAUUUCUGUACCUCGAAUGAAAACGACAGGAGGUGAAAUCAGUAUUGAGGCACCUGAUAUCAAAGGGGGGAAGAUUGACAUACCAGAUAUUGACAUUUCAUUGCCAAAAGGGAAAGCAAAAUGCAGUGCUGACCUUGAAGUUGACGGUAGUAAAGGCGGAAAGUUUCGUUUGCCUGAUGUGGAUCUUUCCUUACCAAAAAUGAAAUCUCCAGACAUACACCUAAAUGUUCCAGGGCCUAAAGGUCCAAAAAUCAAUAUGCCAUCUAUAGACCUUUCUCUACCUCAAGGAAAAGUGGACGGAGAUGUUUAUGUUGAUGGACAAUCUGGGAAAGGGAAAAAGUUUGAAAUGCCCAAGAUUGAUUUGUCUCUGCCCAAGUUAAAGUCACCUGAAGUUGACAUUUCCCCUCCAAAACUGAGUUUACCAGAGGGUCAGAUUAAUGUUGAAGGCCCUGAUGUCAAAAGUGGAAAAUUCAGCUUGCCAUCCUUUGACAUAUCAUUACCAAAAGGACAGGCUGAAGGAGAAAUUGGCAUUGAAGGACAUUCUGGAAAAGGAGGAAAGAUCAACAUGCCAAAGCUUGAUAUUUCUUUGCCCCAAUUAAAGUCACCUGGAGGUGAAAUCAAGGUGGAAGGUCCUGAGAUCAAAGGUGGCAAGUUUCACAUGCCCUCUGUUGAUCUCUCUCUACCAAAGCAUAUGACUGAAAGGGAUAUCAGCCUUGAAGGAGAAACUAAAAAGGGAGGUGAGUUUAAAAUGCCCAAAUUUGAUAUUUCUGUACCUCGAAUGAAAACGACAGGAGGUGAAAUCAGUAUUGAGGCACCUGAUAUCAAAGGGGGGAAGAUUGACAUACCAGAUAUUGACAUUUCAUUGCCAAAAGGAAAAGCAAAAUGCAGUGCUGACCUUGAAGUUGACGGUAGUAAAGGCGGAAAGUUUCAUUUGCCUGAUGUGGAUCUUUCCUUACCAAAAAUGAAAUAUCCAGACAUACACCUAAAUGUUGCAGGGCCUAAAGGUCCAAAAAUCAGUAUGCCAUCUAUAGACCUUUCUCUACCUCAAGGAAAAGUGGAUGGAGAUGUUUAUGUUGAUGGACAAUCUGGGAAAGGGAAAAAGUUUGAAAUGCCCAAGAUUGAUUUGUCUCUGCCCAAGUUAAAGUCACCUGAAGUUGACAUUUCCCCUCCAAAACUGAGUUUACCAGAGGGUCAGAUUAAUGUUGAAGGCCCUGAUGUCAAAAGUGGAAAAUUCAGCUUGCCAUCCUUUGACAUAUCAUUACCAAAAGGACAGGCUGAAGGAGAAAUUGGCAUUGAAGGACAUUCUGGAAAAGGAGGAAAGAUCAAAAUGCCAAAGCUUGAUAUUUCUUUGCCCCAAUUAAAGUCACCUGGAGGUGAAAUCAAGGUGGAAGGUCCUGAGAUCAAAGGUGGCAAGUUUCACAUGCCCUCUGUUGAUCUCUCUCUACCAAAGCAUAUGACUGAAAGGGAUAUCAGCCUUGAAGGAGAAACUAAAAAGGGAGGUGAGUUUAAAAUGCCCAAAUUUGAUAUUUCUGUACCUCGAAUGAAAACGACAGGAGGUGAAAUCAGUAUUGAGGCACCUGAUAUCAAAGGGGGGAAGAUUUAUAUACCAGAUAUUGACAUUUCAUUGCCAAAAGGAAAAGCAAAAUGCAGUGCUGACCUUGAAGUUGACGGUAGUAAAGGCGGAAAGUUUCAUUUGCCUGAUGUGGAUCUUUCCUUACCAAAAAUGAAAUCUCCAGACAUACACCUAAAUGUUGCAGGGCCUAAAGGUCCAAAAAUCAGUAUGCCAUCUAUAGACCUUUCUCUACCUCAAGGAAAAGUGGAUGGAGAUGUUUAUGUUGAUGGACAAUCUGGGAAAGGGAAAAAGUUUGAAAUGCCCAAGAUUGAUUUGUCUCUGCCCAAGUUAAAGUCACCUGAAGUUGACAUUUCCCCACCAAAACUGAGUUUGCCAGAGGGUCAGAUUAAUGUUGAAGGCCCUGAUGUCAAAAGUGGAAAAUUCAGCUUGCCAUCCUUUGACAUAUCAUUACCAAAAGGACAGGCUGAAGGAGAAAUUGGCAUUGAAGGACAUUCUGGAAAAGGAGGAAAGAUCAAAAUGCCAAAGCUUGAUAUUUCUUUGCCCCAAUUAAAGUCACCUGGAGGUGAAAUCAAGGUGGAAGGUCCUGAGAUCAAAGGUGGCAAGUUUCACAUGCCCUCUGUUGCUCUCUCUCUACCAAAGCAUAUGACUGAAAGGGAUAUCAGCCUUGAAGGAGAAACUAAAAAGGGAGGUGAGUUUAAAAGGCCCAAAUUUGAUAUUUCUGUACCUCGAAUGAAAACGACAGGAGGUGAAAUCAGUAUUGAGGCACCUGAUAUCAAAGGGGGGAAGAUUGAUAUACCAGAUAUUGACAUUUCAUUGCCAAAAGGAAAAGCAAAAUGCAGUGCUGACCUUGAAGUUGACGGUAGUAAAGGCGGAAAGUUUCAUUUGCCUGAUGUGGAUCUUUCCUUACCAAAAAUGAAAUCUCCAGACAUAUACCUAAAUGUUGCAGGGCCUAAAGGUCCAAAAAUCAGUAUGCCAUCUAUAGACCUUUCUCUACCUCAAGGAAAAGUGGAUGGAGAUGUUUAUGUUGAUGGACAAUCUGGGAAAGGGAAAAAGUUUGAAAUGCCCAAGAUUGAUUUGUCUCUGCCCAAGUUAAAGUCACCUGAAGUUGACAUUUCCCCACCAAAACUGAGUUUGCCAGAGGGUCAGAUUAAUGUUGAAGGCCCUGAUGUCAAAAGUGGAAAAUUCAGCUUGCCAUCCUUUGACAUAUCAUUACCAAAAGGACAGGCUGAAGGAGAAAUUGGCAUUGAAGGACAUUCUGGAAAAGGAGGAAAGAUCAAAAUGCCAAAGCUUGAUAUUUCUUUGCCCCAAUCAAAGUCACCUGGAGGUGAAAUCAAGGUGGAAGGUCCUGAGAUCAAAGGUGGCAAGUUUCACAUGCCCUCUGUUGAUCUCUCUCUACCAAAGCAUAUGACUGAAAGGGAUAUCAGCCUUGAAGGAGAAACUAAAAAGGGAGGUGAGUUUAAAAUGCCCAAAUUUGAUAUUUCUGUACCUCGAAUGAAAACGACAGGAGGUGAAAUCAGUAUUGAGGCACCUGAUAUCAAAGGGGGGAAGAUUGAUAUACCAGAUAUUGACAUUUCAUUGCCAAAAGGAAAAGCAAAAUGCAGUGCUGACCUUGAAGUUGACGGUAGUAAAGGCGGAAAGUUUCAUUUGCCUGAUGUGGAUCUUUCCUUACCAAAAAUGAAAUAUCCAGACAUACACCUAAAUGUUGCAGGGCCUAAAGGUCCAAAAAUCAGUAUGCCAUCUAUAGACCUUUCUCUACCUCAAGGAAAAGUGGAUGGAGAUGUUUAUGUUGAUGGACAAUCUGGGAAAGGGAAAAAGUUUGAAAUGCCCAAGAUUGAUUUGUCUCUGCCCAAGUUAAAGUCACCUGAAGUUGACAUUUCCCCUCCAAAACUGAGUUUACCAGAGGGUCAGAUUAAUGUUGAAGGCCCUGAUGUCAAAAGUGGAAAAUUCAGCUUGCCAUCCUUUGACAUAUCAUUACCAAAAGGACAGGCUGAAGGAGAAAUUGGCAUUGAAGGACAUUCUGGAAAAGGAGGAAAGAUCAAAAUGCCAAAGCUUGAUAUUUCUUUGCCCCAAUUAAAGUCACCUGGAGGUGAAAUCAAGGUGGAAGGUCCUGAGAUCAAAGGUGGCAAGUUUCACAUGCCCUCUGUUGCUCUCUCUCUACCAAAGCAUAUGACUGAAAGGGAUAUCAGCCUUGAAGGAGAAACUAAAAAGGGAGGUGAGUUUAAAAGGCCCAAAUUUGAUAUUUCUGUACCUCGAAUGAAAACGACAGGAGGUGAAAUCAGUAUUGAGGCACCUGAUAUCAAAGGGGGGAAGAUUGAUAUACCAGAUAUUGACAUUUCAUUGCCAAAAGGAAAAGCAAAAUGCAGUGCUGACCUUGAAGUUGACGGUAGUAAAGGCGGAAAGUUUCAUUUGCCUGAUGUGGAUCUUUCCUUACCAAAAAUGAAAUCUCCAGACAUAUACCUAAAUGUUGCAGGGCCUAAAGGUCCAAAAAUCAGUAUGCCAUCUAUAGACCUUUCUCUACCUCAAGGAAAAGUGGAUGGAGAUGUUUAUGUUGAUGGACAAUCUGGGAAAGGGAAAAAGUUUGAAAUGCCCAAGAUUGAUUUGUCUCUGCCCAAGUUAAAGUCACCUGAAGUUGACAUUUCCCCACCAAAACUGAGUUUGCCAGAGGGUCAGAUUAAUGUUGAAGGCCCUGAUGUCAAAAGUGGAAAAUUCAGCUUGCCAUCCUUUGCCAUAUCAUUACCAAAAGGACAGGCUGAAGGAGAAAUUGGCAUUGAAGGACAUUCUGGAAAAGGAGGAAAGAUCAAAAUGCCAAAGCUUGAUAUUUCUUUGCCCCAAUUAAAGUCACCUGGAGGUGAAAUCAAGGUGGAAGGUCCUGAGAUCAAAGGUGGCAAGUUUCACAUGCCCUCUGUUGAUCUCUCUCUACCAAAGCAUAUGACUGAAAGGGAUAUCAGCCUUGAAGGAGAAACUAAAAAGGGAGGUGAGUUUAAAAUGCCCAAAUUUGAUAUUUCUGUACCUCGAAUGAAAACGACAGGAGGUGAAAUCAGUAUUGAGGCACCUGAUAUCAAAGGGGGGAAGAUUGAUAUACCAGAUAUUGACAUUUCAUUGCCAAAAGGAAAAGCAAAAUGCAGUGCUGACCUUGAAGUUGACGGUAGUAAAGGCGGAAAGUUUCAUUUGCCUGAUGUGGAUCUUUCCUUACCAAAAAUGAAAUAUCCAGACAUACACCUAAAUGUUGCAGGGCCUAAAGGUCCAAAAAUCAGUAUGCCAUCUAUAGACCUUUCUCUACCUCAAGGAAAAGUGGAUGGAGAUGUUUAUGUUGAUGGACAAUCUGGGAAAGGGAAAAAGUUUGAAAUGCCCAAGAUUGAUUUGUCUCUGCCCAAGUUAAAGUCACCUGAAGUUGACAUUUCCCCUCCAAAACUGAGUUUACCAGAGGGUCAGAUUAAUGUUGAAGGCCCUGAUGUCAAAAGUGGAAAAUUCAGCUUGCCAUCCUUUGACAUAUCAUUACCAAAAGGACAGGCUGAAGGAGAAAUUGGCAUUGAAGGACAUUCUGGAAAAGGAGGACAGAUCAAAAUGCCAAAGCUUGAUAUUUCUUUGCCCCAAUUAAAGUCACCUGGAGGUGAAAUCAAGGUGGAAGGUCCUGAGAUCAAAGGUGGCAAGUUUCACAUGCCCUCUGUUGAUCUCUCUCUACCAAAGCAUAUGACUGAAAGGGAUAUCAGCCUUGAAGGAGAAACUAAAAAGGGAGGUGAGUUUAAAAUGCCCAAAUUUGAUAUUUCUGUACCUCGAAUGAAAACGACAGGAGGUGAAAUCAGUAUUGAGGCACCUGAUAUCAAAGGGGGGAAGAUUGAUAUACCAGAUAUUGACAUUUCAUUGCCAAAAGGAAAAGCAAAAUGCAGUGCUGACCUUGAAGUUGACGGUAGUAAAGGCGGAAAGUUUCAUUUGCCUGAUGUGGAUCUUUCCUUACCAAAAAUGAAAUCUCCAGACAUACACCUAAAUGUUGCAGGGCCUAAAGGUCCAAAAAUCAGUAUGCCAUCUAUAGACCUUUCUCUACCUCAAGGAAAAGUGGAUGGAGAUGUUUAUGUUGAUGGACAAUCUGGGAAAGGGAAAAAGUUUGAAAUGCCCAAGAUUGAUUUGUCUCUGCCCAAGUUAAAGUCACCUGAAGUUGACAUUUCCCCACCAAAACUGAGUUUGCCAGAGGGUCAGAUUAAUGUUGAAGGCCCUGAUGUCAAAAGUGGAAAAUUCAGCUUGCCAUCCUUUGACAUAUCAUUACCAAAAGGACAGGCUGAAGGAGAAAUUGGCAUUGAAGGACAUUCUGGAAAAGGAGGAAAGAUCAAAAUGCCAAAGCUUGAUAUUUCUUUGCCCCAAUUAAAGUCACCUGGAGGUGAAAUCAAGGUGGAAGGUCCUGAGAUCAAAGGUGGCAAGUUUCACAUGCCCUCGGUUGAGCUGUCUCUACCAAAGCAUAUGACUGAAAGGGAUAUCAGCCUUGAAGGAGAAACUAAAAAGGGAGGCGAGUUUAAAAUGCCCAAAUUUGAUAUUUCGUUACCUCGAAUGAAAACAACAGGAGGUGAAAUCAUUAUUGAGGCACCUGAUAUCAAAGGGGAGAAGAUUGGCAUACCAGAUAUUGAUAUUUCAUUGCCAAAAGGAAUAGGAAAAUGCAGUGCUGACCUUGACGUUGAUGGUAGUAAAGGGGGAAAGUUUAAUUUGCCUAUGGUUGAACUUUCUCUACCAAAAAAGAAAUCACCAGAGACUGAAAUAAAAUUUGAAGGGCCAGAAAUAGAAGGCAAUAUAAUGCCUGAUGCCACUCUUCACAGAAGUACUGGGGGAAACAUAAGGUUACCAACUGUGAAGCUACCUACUGUUGACAUAUCAGCACCUAAAGUUGACUUUGCUCUUGACUUUGGGCUUCCAAAAGGAAAAGUAAAUGAUAGAGAAGAUAUCAAACUUCUCAAAGCUGAAGGCAGCAGACCAUCAUCUGGUUCAAGUUUUGAAGGCCAAGAUCUGACUCUAAAGAUGCCAAAAAUCUCACUUCCAACAUUUGGUCGAAAAUUUAAAUGUGGAGACAAAGAAGUAGGGUUUCCUGUCUUAUCUGCUGAUUUGGAUAUGGAAAUGCAAUCAACAUGUCUAGAAACAGAUGGUGAUGGAAAAAUGAAAGUCAAGGUUAAGACACCAAUCAUGAAAAUGCCUUCUUUUGGCAUAUCUAAAAGUAAUGUAGAUAUAAGGGGAACAGAUGCUGAAGCACACAUUAAAAUGUGUGAAAAAAACAUUUCGAAACCAGAAAUUAAAGCAGAAGGCCCUGAGGACAAAGAUAAAUACAAGCUCAAGUUACCCAAACUUAAAAUAUCCACUCCUAGAGUAAAUAUCCCAAAAGUAGAUGCUGCAUUUGAAGUGGAAGGAGAGAGGAGUAGUAGUUAUAAGGCCACUUUAGAUACAAAAGGAAAAGUCAAAAUACCAUUAGUUGAGAUAUCAUUGCAAGCAGCUGAUACACCAGAACAUGAGGCAUUAUUGCCCAAAACUGAGGUUGAUGUGUCUGAGGCAGAUAUCAAGGAUUAUGAGGGUAACUUAAAAAUUCCAAAAAUGCCAACUAUUGACAUAUCAAUUCCAAAUGUUGAUUUGGAUAUUGCCUUACCAAAGAUAAAACAUGAUGCAUCAGCUGUUUCCAGUUCUUUAGAUGUCAAAAAUGAAAAUGAUAAAUUAAAAAUACCACAUUUGAAAAUGCCAAAAGUAGAUACAUCACUACCCCAAGGGGACAUUGACACUGACACAGCAGAACUUGGGGUAGAACAGAAAGGUGGAAAGGAAAAAUUCAGGAUGCCAAAAGUUACAGUGCCAGCAGUGGAAAUGUCACUUUCAAGUGGGGAAAAUGGAGAAGUUAGUGUCUCAAAACUGGAUGCUGAAGAAAGAAGAAACUUAAAGAUUACAGACAUUAAAAUACCAAAGUUAGAUAUAUCAUUAUCCCAUGGGGAAAGAAAACACGUAGCUUCUACUGAAUAUGAAUGUGAAAGUAAAGGUAGCAAACCCACAAUGCCUAAAAUCUCAGUGCCAACAGUAGAGAUAUCAUUCCCCAAUAUUAUUACUGGGGCUUUCAGUCCUCCAAAACCUGAAGCUGACGUAAACUGUGGAAAAUUAAAGAUGGUAAAUGUUGACAAAUCUGUUCCUAAAAUCAAAACAGGAGACACAGAGGCACCAGAUUUAGAAACUGAGAGAUGUACAUUCAGAAUACCCAAUAUUAAAAUACCAAAUGUGACAGUUCCAUCAGUUGAUAUCAAGAAUGACCAAACCAAGGUGGAAGAAGAAGGGAGAUUUAAAAUGUUAUCCGGUGAGCAUAGGGGUGGAAUGCCAAACAUUGGAAUGCCAAAAGUUAAGACUUCUAGACAGGAGACAGAAAUGAGUAAGGCAGACAAAAUAGAUACAGGCUUUGGUAAUAUCAAACUGCCUGAAAUAGAGAUUGCUGGUCCUUCAGUAAGCAAUAAAGGCCAAGAAACAGCUACAUCUACAGAACCCACCAUGGAAGAUGCUGCUUUGGGUAAUAGAUUCUCAUUGCCUAAUAUUGGAAUAAAACCACCAAAGCUUCCAGAUUUAGACUUUGACAUUGGAACUUCCCAAGAUAAUUUUAGUGAUGAUAUAGAGAAUACAAAGAUGAGUUCCACCACUAAAAUUCCAAAGUCUGGUGUGGCUCUGCCUUCUGUAAGCUCUCCUGAAACCAAGUUAAACAUUAAAUCAUCAAAGGUAAAAGCUUGUUCAGUUACCACAGAUCCUGAAAUAGAAUAUGAGGGCCCUCCUAUGCCAAAAGUAAAGAAAGCAGUAUUUGUUUUGAUUGAUUCACAAACAGAAAGCUCUGUAAAAGUAACUAGUGAAACAAGUGCAGAAGCGGGAGAUGAGAAAAUGGCAAAUAUUAAAAUGGUUAAAACAGAAGGAAAGUCAAAAAAAGGCCAAUUUAAUUUGCCAAAAGCAUUUUUCUCUGGAAAAACAGGAUCAUUUGAUGUAAGCCAAGCAAGAUCAGAUGAUGGAACAGGCAUCGGUGGAAAUGGUGACCAAGGAAUGUUUGGAAAGUUAAAGUUGCACAAAGUUGAGUUUUCCUCACCAUACUCAAAAGAUCUGGGACAUGAGGGAGACUUUGAAAUUGGUAUGAAACUUGACAGAAAGGCAAACUCACCUGAAGACAAAGUGACAAAAACUGAACCAGGGAAAAUGUAUUGUCCUGGUUUCAAGACGAGGGGUGAGGAGGAGAAUGAAAGUUGUGGUGUAGUGUCUUCAAAAGCCAGAACAGAAAUGUUAUCAGAAAGGCAGGGGUCUGAGUCCCCCAUACCCAGGGUUUCGAUUGGUUUUGUCUCAGAGAAGACUUGUUGCCAAAAAGAACAUGAAUAUGAAGGUGAUGGUAGAAGCAGCAGUCAGAAAAGGGAAGAAAAAGAAGAUACAACUUUGUUUAAAGUACCCAAAGUACUUCUUAGCCCCCACUCAACUGGUAUCUUUCAUAUGACACCAGAAGAAUCUCUAAAGGGAAGCAAGUCCUCUUUACAGUAUUCAGGCAAAGAGGCUUCAGGAGGUUUCUACACGACAAUGCCAAAAAACAAAUUUUCGACACAGGAGACUUCAGAGACGUCAGAGCAUACAGUCACUACAACAAAGGAGGGGGCACUUACUGUAGUAACUAAGACAUCACAAUAUUCAGUAACUGAAUCAAAAAUCAGCAGAUCAACUGCACACUGGAGUGAGUGAAUUUAGGGCAAUUAAUUAAUAUGUGUUUUAUAUCACACACACACACACACACACACACACACACGUGUGUGUGUUUGUGUGUGUGUGUGUGUGUUGUUGUUCUUAUUUUAAUCUUUUUUUCAGCAUUGGAAAUGUUUUGACAAAGACAUAAAGUCAAAAUAUAUUGUAGAUGAUAAGUAUUUUUAUAUAGUUGCCACUUACCAGUCCAUAUUAUUCUUUAAAUGGACCUGGAACACUUUCAAAGAUAGCUAAUAAUCUUAAACCACACAUUCAUACAAAAGUGUUACUGUAGAUAAUAUAACUAUACACAAAUGUGGGUAGAAUUUGAAUUCUCUUACAUUUAAAUGAUAUGAAUGCUUUGGCUUAAUUUUGUACUUUAAGGCAGUUUAGUUCUUUUCCUUUCUAAGCUUUUUUUUUUCCCUUUUUAAGCAUUUUGGUUUUCCUUGUAAUAGUAGAAAAUAAAAAAUAGUAAUCAUUUCAUACUUACUCAAUUAAACUGUACAUAUAUUGACAAAAAAUAUUUGUAGUGCCAAGGACUUAAAUUUAGAAAUGAAUCCAAGAAUUUUAGUAAAACAUAUCUGAGUGUGAAAGUCUUCAUGUGGCAUAUCACCUGGUAUUAACACUUGUGUUAAGCAUACAACCUAAAAUGAACACGUAGCAAUAUUACUGUAUAUUUGUAAGGUGUUCAGUAUUGACAAUGUGACCUGUAAUAAAAAUAUUAAUAUUUCAUAACUA